UGGCUGUAUGAGGUUCUCGCUUCAUCCGGGCAGUGAAUUCGGCUAAAAAGAACAGCUUCCUGAACUUGAAUCAUCAAUAAUGUAGAGCGCAUCAGCAUGUCCCACCGGGAGGUUAUAUUGCCCUGCUCUGAGUCUUGCUAAUGUUUGUGAGGGUGGAGGAUGAAUCUCGGCCAUCUGAGGCUACACACACUCUCUUACAGAGAGGUCAGAGGGCAGAAGAUAACCGAGGGAGACCCGGAUGCUUGGCGCUGGAAACAACCCAACACUCUAAUUCCAUCUUUCUAUUACUCUGUACACACUCUCUCUCUCUCUCUCUCUCUCUCUCUCUCUCUCUCUCUCUCUCUCUCUCUCUCUCUCUCUAGCUGUGAGGUGGAACAGGAGAAGGCGGGCCAGGAGGGAGACUAAUCACUGGCUCUCAUAAGGAGGGGGCCAGUGGAGAGUGAAGCGGCUGUAUGCCUGACCACACAGCUGCUCUUUGUCCUUUUUCGUUCUCUUUCUUUCACUCUCGCACUCUGCUUUCCACUCUCCGUCCCUCCGUGAACUCUCGACACCAUGGAGCCCAACAGUCCUAAGAAGAUCCAGUUUGCCGUCCCGCUGUUUCAGAGCCAUUUGGACCCUCAGGCAGCAGAACAUAUACGCAAACGAAGGCCCACUCCAGCCACUCUCGUCAUCUAUAAUGACCCCAAUGCAUCAGGUAACGAUGAUAAGCAGUCAGCAAGCGGUCAGUCAGAGACUCAACUGUCUCCGGCCCAGAGGAAGACCAGUGUGUACACACCACCCACCAUGAGAGAACUGCAGUUGGUGGUGAACCAGCACUUUCAGAGACAUGAGCAGACGGAGACAGGGCUCUCUGACAGCCCAGACACGCCCAGUCCAAUUGCAGCACAGCAGCCCAAUGGUGCCGCGACCCAGUGGGCCAAUCACAGCUCCACAGAGUCUUAUGUCAGUUGUGAUGGACAGGCAGAGAGCAGUGAGGCGGGUGGUAAAGAUCACUCCAACAAACAGAGAUCCAGUCAGGAGGAGAGUCCCCUUCUUCCCAAACUCACUCAUUCCCACCUGGACACGCUGUCUGAGGAGCCGACGGACAGAGACGCAGUGGACCAGCCGAGCACCACAAGAGUGAUGAUGAAAGGUGAGGCAGAGUUUUCUUCGGCCUUUCAGGAGGAGGAAGAGCAGACUUUCCCUGAGGAUGAAGACACACAGGAGGAGUAACAUGCUGAUCAUUUUUGAUCAUGGCUUUAUCAGUUCUAAACUGGUUUAUUAACCAUCAGAUUUGUUCUUCAUGUCAUCUUUUUAGUACUUUAUACAUCUGUAAACACAUCUGUAUAGACAAUUAUAUCAGAACUAUCCUGUCUAUAGUAGAGGGAGUGUUUUUUUCUACUGAAGAAACGCCUUUCUUUUGUGUUUCUGUAUCUACACCAAUGUGGCCUUUUACACCAGAUUAGAGACUGUAGUAGAGGAAAUGCACAGGCUGUAAAAACCGCAGAGCCAUACACAGCAUCAAUGUUUAUUGAGAAGCAAGAAAAGUUGCUUCCAUGUUUAAAAGUGUUAUUGAAUUACUAAUUAAUUCCAACAUUGCUUGCUCAUCUGAUGAAGAACUUCUGCGUGAAACAUCCUGCUGCUCAUUAAACUUUCUAUUCUCCUCAUCAAUUUUAUC
Molecule: messenger RNA, 1657 nt
Organism: Ictalurus furcatus (blue catfish)
Lineage: Eukaryota; Metazoa; Chordata; Actinopteri; Siluriformes; Ictaluridae
Gene: ppp1r1c
Product: protein phosphatase 1, regulatory (inhibitor) subunit 1C
Exons: 7
Coding region: 553-1212 (219 amino acids)
Biological process (GO): intracellular signal transduction
Cellular component (GO): cytoplasm
Molecular function (GO): protein phosphatase inhibitor activity
Source: RefSeq, a predicted model, not a curated record